GGUUUCGUCUGUCAAAAAUGCCGGAGCAAUUGAAGAUAUUUGGCCAGUAUUUCGGUAGAAAAUUCGUUCAAGUACAGUACAAGUAUCUGGAAUGCUUGAGGAAUGAAAAGGAAUACUCAACAACGGUAACCGACUCAUCUACCGAUCAGACUUCUUCUGUGACGGCAUAUGACGCAACAAGCAACAAUUUACCGCAGAUUCAUGUCGGAACCGAACUGAUUGUCGGCCUUGCAAUCGCCAUCGGAUUACUUGUCAUAUCGUGGGUGGUGCUCGGAGUCGUUAUUAUACGAAACCGGUCAAAGGCCACCUCACGCACCCCGGAUGUCAAAGUAACUGAUGCGGAAGAAUCAAAUACUCGUGAAAUCGUGGUCAAUGCAAUAUAUGGAGAAAAUUUCGACAGAAUGGUAGACGAUUCGCAACAGACUAGCUCGAGUGCUGUGUAUAGCAUGGUUCAUAAAUAA
Messenger RNA from Styela clava, 461 nucleotides. The record is from RefSeq and is a predicted model, not a curated record. Lineage: Eukaryota; Metazoa; Chordata; Ascidiacea; Stolidobranchia; Styelidae.